Molecule: messenger RNA, 1872 nt
Organism: Aphis gossypii (cotton aphid)
Lineage: Eukaryota; Metazoa; Arthropoda; Insecta; Hemiptera; Aphididae
Gene: Osi10a
Exons: 4
Coding region: 487-1539 (350 amino acids)
Source: RefSeq, a predicted model, not a curated record
UAAAAGCGAAACAGUCGGAUGCGUUUGAAAGGAAAAACUCGGAAACUUUCUUUGCCGGCAUUACCGUCGUCAUAUCCGUUAAAUCGGCGGUGGCGGAGGCGGUGCAUGUUAUUACAGCUUAAAUGAUGGUUAUAGUAUUAUAUAUUAUUAUUAUAUCUGUGGCAACACGGUAAUAAUAUUAUAAUAUCGGUAUGACGUAUCGUACUUACGCGAAUCGCUGGCUUACUGCCCACUACACAACGGUGUGUAGUCGCGGCCGUAGUCGUAUAACGCUAACAGACAUCUCUGCAUCGUCCGUCGUUCGGUAUUGAAGUAAUGACAAUAAUAUACAGCCCGAAGCUAGAAAUUACGUCCAAAUGAUCAUUACACCCACAUAAUAUUAUAGUACCGUCGGUAUAUUUUUAUUAGUAAAACAUACCACCCACUAGUUAAUAUUUUUGUACUUUUAUUGAAAUCGGAUAACCCUUUCAAACAUCGUCGGCCGCGAUGUUCGUAUUCAGCGUUCACCUUGUCCUGCUAAUGAUUUUUGUCAACUGCACACAAUGUGUCCUGUUCUCCGACAGACAGACCUCCGGCUCGGAUGUCGAAGGCGGUCGCGUUGGAGUCAACGUCGACGAUGACGACGGAAGUAGCGAAAACAACGACCAACACCACACUCCGAUGGUCAGCACGGCGAUUAAAAGUUGCCUUGCGGGAGCCGAUCCGUUCUUGCCUUGUAUCAACGAGCACGCCAUGGCCGUUAUCGAGCAGACGGAAAACAUGGACUCGGUGCUCCUGGAUUCGGGGCUGGAGAUUUCCAGACGUCCGGACGUAGAAGCGUUCGCCGCUCCCCGAGGAGUUUAUUCGUUGGGCGAUAACCCAUACAACGUCGGUGCAGUCAUCGAAGCUGCGUCCUCAUUGCUUUCCAGGCGAACGUUUUGUUGGGACUUGAGUCUCUUAUAUCCAGGACUGCAGAUGCGAAUCGGCCCAACGUUUACCGGUAGAGGAAUAAUCGAUUUUAUUAUGGACCCCAGACGUAAAUCUGAUGAACGAAGUUUGGGUUUCGGACACAUGAUAUUCAAAAGAUCAUUGUUGCCGAACGUGUUGGCUACGCAAAUAAGUAUCGCUUCCGUGAUUCCGAUCAUGUUUGCAGCGAUAUAUUUUCUGACUAAAAAAGCUUUUAUUUUGUCAAAGAUUGCAUUAGUCGUCACCAGUGUGGUGGGCUACGGUUCAUUGUUUCUACACCACACCAAGAAGCCAAUUGCAGGCCAUUCGUUGGGAAUUUAUCAGCCGUUCGAUGGUCAAAAUCCGUUUGGUGGUUUAUAUCAUAGUCCAGUUGGCAGUCAUCAUCAUCAUCACCAUCAACCGAUCGGUGGACAUCACAACGCGUUCAUUGGUGACAUUAGGGGUGACAAGUUUUACUCAAACCUAAAUGGGUUUCAAAAGAUUUCUUCGUCCAAACCGUCGUCGCUGUUUCGGGGAGUGAAUUAUUUUCCACAAGAAGACGAUCAUACAAAGUAUACAGAAUCGGCAGACAGAAAUAAAAAAGAAACGGAAUAAACGUAUGCACAUAGCACCAAUAAAAUGGUCUUUGCACAAUGUUAUCAUUUACUAAAAUGCAAAUGUUUACUAUUAAAUAGAUAAGUAUCACUGUUAAACUCUUAAACGCAUUUUUGUUGUUUUGAUUAAUGUAUAUUUUAAUUUUAAUAGUAUUAUAUUAGAAGCAUAAUACAAUUAUGAUAUUAUUGUAUUAAUUCCUAAAAAUGUUAAAUAUUAUUUAAUCUUUCAUGGUUUUUUGAAAAAAUGAUUGUAGCGAAUAUUUAUAGUUCCUAUAUAUAAUAUUUAUAUUUGACGUUAUGUUUAUGAAAUAUAAAAUAUUUAUUUACCUAUUUA